AUGGGUUGCUGCAAUGGUGCUGCAGGAGUAGAAGGUAAAUUAGAAGGGAGUGAAGCUGGACUAGAGAGUCCAGUGCAGACCACAAGGGGAAUAAUCGGCAAUGGCGGUGCUAAUCUCAUCAUCGUCGCGUUCUUCUCAUCUGAUUCUCCACCGUUUCCUCCAACCACCGCCACCACCUCCCUCCUCCUAUCUUCUUCCCUCUUCAAACCCAUCACCGCCAUUCGCCGCCACACGCCGCCGCAGCUUCUCACUACCUCCUUCACUUCUCUCCCGCCCUCUCUUUCUCUCUCACCCCAUCAACCACCUCUUCUCUCCCCUCCUCACUCUCUCUCUACCUCCCAACCAACCCUCGAACCCAAAAUCGAAGACCAACUCGAUGAUAAUGAUGAUGAUGACGACGAUGGUGAAUUUGAGAUUGGCAAAGGGGAUUUUGAAUCGGAAGAAGAAGAAGAAGAGAUUGUUGGGGACGUAGAAGAGAGGGCUUUGAAUCCUUCGCCUUUGAAGUUGCCGAGUCUUAGUGUGAAGGAAAAGAAAGAGCUGACUUCGUAUGCUCACGGCCUCGGGAGGAAGCUCAAAACUCAACAGGUGGGGAAGUCGGGUGUGACUGAUUCUGUUGCCACGGCUCUGAUUGAAACCCUAGAGGCCAAUGAGCUUCUCAAGCUUAAAAUACACAACUCCUGUCCAGGGGAGUUAGAUGAUGUGGUGAAGCGAUUACAGCAAUCAACUGGGUCCGUGGUAGUUGGUCAGAUUGGCCGGACCGUGAUUCUGUACAGGCCCAGCCUGACCAAAUUGAAGGCAGAGGAGAAAAAGAAACAGGCUCAGAGAGUUUUCCGGAGAAAACAGCAGGCAUUCAAAUCCUCAUUUGAGAAUAAAGGACAACUAUCAAGGCUAUCUGGUCAUGGUCGCCGGGGAAGUAGCAGAUUCUCAAGCUCCCCCUGAUAUUUGGCAUGUCUUACUCCACUGAAAAAUGACUAUUAUCUGAAAAGUUUGUGAAUGAGGAUACCCAUUUGAUGUCUCUGCAGCGAAGCUCAAUGUCGAUGCUCCAAAAACUUAAAAGAUGAAGCGGUUGGGAAGAAUUACAAAUGUUGUUGAAGCUAGAGAUUGUAACUGUGUUUGACAGAAGCUGCCUUCAAGAAAUAACUGCAUUUUGAUUAUGCUUUUUAUUUUUUGGGUGCUUCUGUAUGUAGCAGAAAUCAGGGAAGCAAUUGGCAGGGAUGGACAGUUGCCCCUAAAAUUUUGAAUACUUCUCUUAUUAUUAAUAAUAUUAAUUAAAAUUAUUUUCAAAUUA
Messenger RNA from Camellia sinensis, 1288 nucleotides. NCBI's taxonomy places the organism in Eukaryota, Viridiplantae, Streptophyta, Magnoliopsida, Ericales, Theaceae. The record is from RefSeq and is a predicted model, not a curated record.